UGGACAAAUUUCAGUUGUGUUUUUGUACAGUGUGUUUAUUCUCGACGCUGAGCCAAACUUCUUUGUUGAGAUACUCAGCAGCUUUUGAUGAUCAAAGAGGAGUUUUCUUCUGAGCAGAAGAACCAAAGUCUCAGUUUGGAUCAGCAGGACCUAAAGACAAUUCACAUUAAAGAGGAACAGGAAGAAGCUGAUAUCACAGAGCUCACAUUCAGUUCUGUCCAUGUGAAGAGUGAAGAUAAUGAAGAGGAAACUUGGUUCUCAGAGCUUCAUCUCAACCAGGCUGCAGAGAACAGGAGCUAUUUAGGGCAAGAAUCAGAUCAACGUUUAGAAACAGACCUCGAAGACAAACCUUCAGAUUUUUCAGAGACAGAUGUCAGUGAUGGGAACUGGGAGGAAAGCAGUAAAUCUCAGUCAGCUUUAAAACCCGUCAGAAAUAACAAAGCUCCUGUAGGUGAUGCAAGAUCUGAGAGUGGUAAGCAGAUUUACAGAUGCACUGAAUGUGGGAAAAAAUUCAACCACAAUUUGUAUUUGUUAAGACACAAAAUAAUCCACGCUAGAGAGAAACCUUUCAGCUGCUCUGUCUGCAAAGCAGCUUUUACAAGGAAACAUUCUUUGAUGCAGCACAUAAGGUCACACACUGGAGAGAAACCUUUCAGUUGCUCCCUUUGUGGUCAAACGUUUUCUAGGAAGAACAGUCUAACUACUCACUUGAGACGUCACGCUAAAACACCUCAUUGCUGCUCACUUUGUAACAAAACUUUUCAGUGUAAAAUGAAUUUAAUGAAGCACAAAACAACCCACUCUGCAGAGAGGCAUUACAGCUGCCCUACCUGUGGCCAAAGCUUUAGUCGCAACUAUGGUCUAACUUGUCACAUGAGACUUCAUACAGGAGAGAAACCUUUCAGCUGUUCUAUCUGCCAUGCAACUUUUAAAUGGAAACAAAGUCUUGUACAACACACAAGGACCCACACUGGAGAAAGACCUUACAAUUGCUCAAUCUGUGGCCAAAGCUUCAUUUGCAAGUAUGGUCUAACAUGUCACAUGAGACUUCACACUGGAGAGAAACCAUUCAGUUGUUCCAUCUGUCACGCUGCUUUCAAAUGGAAGCAUAGCCUCGCAAAACACUCAGCAACUCACCGUGGAGAAAAACAUUUUAGCUGCUCCGUUUGCAAGGUGGUGUUUGAACGGGAACAGGACUUUGUGGAACACACAAGUAUUCAUGCAGAUGUCCAGAAGCUGUUAGUGACUAAAGAGGAGAUUCCCUGUGAGCAGAAGAAUCAGAGUCCUAGACUGGACCAGGAGUCCCCAGACCAUAAACAGCAACUAGCGGGGACUAUUACAGAGUCCAGAUCUGUUCCUCUAAAGAGCAACGUCCACCAGCUUUUGAUGAUCAAAAAGGAGUUUCCUUCUGAGCAGCAGAACUGGAGUCCUAGUUUGGACCAGGAGCAUCAAAAGCCAUCACAAAUUAAAGAUGAACCAGAUGAGGUUGAUAUUGUAGAGGUUAUAUUCAGCCCUAUUCCUGUCAAAAUAGAAGACGAAAAAGGGAAAAUUCAGACCUCUGAGUUUUAUUUCAGCAAGACUGUGGAGAACAGAGGCUCUUUAUAA
Nematolebias whitei (Rio pearlfish) is the source of this 1605-nucleotide messenger RNA. RefSeq names its product gastrula zinc finger protein XlCGF57.1. The record is from RefSeq and is a predicted model, not a curated record. The transcript is spliced from 5 exons. Bases 88 to 1605 code for a protein of 505 amino acids. NCBI's taxonomy places the organism in Eukaryota, Metazoa, Chordata, Actinopteri, Cyprinodontiformes, Rivulidae.